AUGGCUGAUGAAGGCCGAUUUGAGGAGGUUGGCAAUCACCUGAUAGAGGAUGCAGUACUGCCACAGAGUUUAGACGAUUUGGAGGUUUUGCCACAAGAACAUCCUGAAACCUUUGCCAUUGGGACACAAGUUGGCUCCUCAGUCUCCAUGCGGUUUGCCAAGGCUGUCCAGGUCAAUAUUGUCACUGGGUCUCGGAACAAAGGUUCACAGACAACCUCCUGCACCGGGGAUAUUGGCUGUCAGGCAGAACCAGAAGUCCGAGAAAUUGCCAUUCAGACAGAUCUGUUUGACAUUGAUGUGCCAGUUUUCCAAGGCUUGAAACCAAGUGAUGAAGACAUGGAGGAUGAAGAGGUGCACUUUCCAAGUCAGGAAACGAUGAAGACUGAUGACAGUGACGAUGAAGACUGGGAGCCAUGUGAAGAUGAUUAUUGUCAAGAAUUUGAUGACUCGCUCCUUGAUGAUGAAAAUGUAUCCGGCAAACAUUAUGAUUUCGACAAUGAGUAUGAACAGCCCUCCCCUCAAUAUGAGAGAAAAUUCAUUGUCUUUGAAUCAAGCUUGAGGCUUCUGUUCAUGUUUUGUCAAGUUUGCAGGGUACCAUGUCGAGUCGCACUCCGUACACCUGGCACAGCUGUGAUGGUGAUGGCGAUUUGUGAAAAUCAACAUCAACAGGAAUGGACAUCACAUCCAUUUAAAGGACAGCUUCCCAUUGGAAAUUUGCUUUUGGCUGCAAGAAUUCUAUAUUCUGGUUCAAGUCCAGUAAGAGGACUCAAUAUCCUGAAAAACAUUGGUGUGGCAGUGAUAAGCCGAAGGACAUUCUACACUAUACAAGGCCUCUACCUCAUACCAUCAGUGUUCGCAGUCUGGCAAAGGAAGCAAGACAGUAUGUUUAAGGAGCGAAAGAGGAAACAACUGUUCUUGUCUGGAGAUGCGAGGUGUUGCUCGCCAGGCCACACUGCCAAAUAUGGGAGCUACAGUUUGAUGGAUGAGUCAGCCGGUAAGGUGCUGGAUGUAAGCCUUGUACAGCCAAAUGAAGUGAAAAAUUCUUACUGGAUGGAACUCGAGGGUUUGAAACGUAGCAUGGCACUACUUGUUACCGAGAAGAAAUUGGCAAUUGCAGAGAUGGUCACAGAUCAGCAUUCACAAAUCAAAAAGAUACUCGCAAAAUGGUCCCAAUCAGUGUCCAACCAUAUCUUCUGGUGUGCUGCCUCAAUUAAUGGGAAUGGUGACUUGGUUGAAGCAAAGUGGCUCUCCAUUCUAAACCAUGUUGCCGACGUACACGAUGGGCAUGGGGAUUUGUACCCAAAAUGUCUUCAUGGUCCUCUAGAAGACAGAGAAUGGAUCAAGAAAGGUAGCAAGGCCCACAAGGAACUUACACUGAUUCUCACUCAAAAGAUAUUGCUCAAGGACAUCAGAAAGGUUUCACCAGGAGUACAGACUUCAUCUCUUGAGUCGUAUCACAAAAUUGUUGGUUAUUUCGCUCCCAAAUCCCGCCAUUUCUUCUAUGAGCCAAUGAAAGCAAGGUUACUGCUCGCCACACUCCACUUUAAUGAAAAUUCAAAUCGGAAACAGCGUAUGGGACAAGAUGAACAGCCGCAGUGGUCGAUUUCAUACCCCAAGGGGAGAGGAGGAGCUGCAGUAGCAAAUGAGGUCAAAAUUGAAUCAACAUAUGACUAUGUACAGCUAAUUCUGGAGGACCUGCUGAAGCGGAGAGAUGACCUGCCAUCUUACAAAUUGGCAAGAGAUGCAAAGGACAAGUACCAAGUGACUCAUCCUAUUCCAGGUCCAGUGUGCUCAAAGUACGACAAGCAGGAAAAGAUGAAAGUUGUAGAAGAAACAAAAACGAGGUUUAACAAACUGUAG
Messenger RNA from Lineus longissimus, 1860 nucleotides. RefSeq lists its product as uncharacterized. Lineage: Eukaryota; Metazoa; Nemertea; Pilidiophora; Heteronemertea; Lineidae. The record is from RefSeq and is a predicted model, not a curated record. The transcript is spliced from 10 exons. The coding region runs from base 1 to 1860 and encodes 619 amino acids.